AUGAAGCGUUUUGCCAUCCCUGAACAAGAGUGCAGCAUAGCGAUGACGAGUGGGGUCCUCGAUAUGCUAACCGUCAUCGAGCACGGUCUGGUUGACCUGUGCACGAAGUGGGUAAAGCGCGAGAUUAGACAACGCUGCAGUGUUGCUGGAAUUCAGUACUCAAAGGCAAAAUGGCGUGGCUUCUGGGAAUAUUUCCGUCGGACCUGGAUGGAGCAGUACGAUGUGGAAGUGUGGAAUGUUGCAGGACUGGACAAUGAGCUUGUUGCGCGCACUAAUAAUCCGCUGGAAAGGUUCAACAGAGAGCUUAACAGUCGCUUUCCAAGUCCUCGACCAAGCAUGGCAACAUUUGUUGGUGUCAUCAAGACACUCUCGUCCGAGUAUGUUCACCGGCUUGCUGAUGUACCGCGCGGGCGUGUGCGCCGAACAACACGCGAGAAAAUUGAGCUACCUGUACCCGUCGAGAUCCCCGAGGACAUCGCUGACGACUCCGACGACGACGAACCGCUGGCUGUUGAGGUCGCAUCCGAUAGCUCCUCGGACGAAGCGUCUCCAGAAAGCACCGAAACGAGUACUUGUCAGUCUCUCUAG
Molecule: messenger RNA, 588 nt
Organism: Phytophthora nicotianae INRA-310
Lineage: Eukaryota; Oomycota; Peronosporomycetes; Peronosporales; Peronosporaceae
Exons: 1
Coding region: 1-588 (195 amino acids)
Source: RefSeq, a predicted model, not a curated record